GCUGGUAGCACCAAAAACAAGCAAAGUCGAUGAGUACGGGUUUCCGCUUGGUGGAGACCCAGAACUGAUAUCCCGUGAUGGCUCUCUGAGCGCUGAGGAGUCAAGAGAUAACCUGUACGAGUCUCCUAGCACCCGAACUCUCAAGAUACGCAAGUCUGACGAUGCCGGUUCGUCGCCCCUGGCCAACAAAGUGAGGUCUAUCAACUGCAUUGCCAUUUCUCCCGAUAAGAAGCUGCUUGCUGUGGGGGAAGUUGGCUAUCAACCGCGAAUCCUGGUGUAUUCUCUCGCAAGAAAUUGCUCGUGUCGUCCGAGUUACAUCAUUCAGGAACACCAGUUUGGAAUCAACUCGCUUUGUUUCUCCACAGACUCUAAAAGGCUGUGCUCGCUGGGACUGGUGAAUGACGGGUUCUUGAUAGUGUGGAAGUUCACCAAUAAACGCUUUGUAUUCAGGGGAAGUAACAAGUGCUCCUCGAUCGUCAACAAGCUAUUCUGGCACGAUGACCAUAUUAUCACCAUUGGACUGCGCCACAUUAAGGUCUGGAGAGAGGAUGCCGCGCGGGCGGGUACUAUUUUAAAGGGAAGAAAUGUGCUGUUGAAGAACUUCCUCAAUUCGAACUUCAUUGACAUCGACUGUCUCAACUUCUCGGAGCUCAUUGUGAUGUCUGAUCAAGGCGAUUUGGGAAUCAUGAACUUGGACGACGAGUCUAUGGUUCUCCGCAAAAUAUACCAACUGCCAUCAGACAUCAAUCAGUUCAAAAUCGACCAUAUCCAUGAGGACUUGAUAAUAGGCGGCAAGGAGCUCAACAUUAUACCCUUGAACGAGGUGUUUACCGCUCCUAUUAAUGAUACUAUCCGUCCAACUCCAAGUUCGCCGACGAAAAUUGUCAAGCGGUCGGGAAUAAUGGCAUUGCAACCGUUGUUCGAUUUCAAGACCUUGGUGUAUCUGCAAGACGAACAAAUUCUUUACGUGGACCUGUUAGAAACAGGAAGUCCAAAAAUUUUGAUCAGCUCGCUGGCUUCGAAACUGAACGGAUUGAAGCGUUGUUUCAACGGUGAAAUACUUCUCUGGACCAAAGAUGGUAUAGUGAAACGGUUGGAAAAUAAAGAGUUUGUUUUGCUUCAUUCCAUCACUCUGCCUCCUGGAGACUUGCUUGAUAAUGCGCUGAACGCGUUAGAUUGCAGCAACCAGGAUCUUGUACUAGGUGAUCGGUUUGGCACCCUGGUUUUCCUGCAAAAAAGGGAUGAUUUCCUCAAAGGAUACAGAGAAUCAAUGAGAGUGCGAGCCCAUGAGUCGAGCAUCAACGACAUUGUAAUGUUCACGAUAGCGGAGUAUGCAUUUGCUGCAUCCUGUUCCCGCGACAGAACCAUUCAGUUAUUUAUGAAGAAAGGGUCAGACGGCUGGGCGUUGUUCCAAACCUUGACUGUCCACAAAGGAAAUGUUAUAAAGAUGCUAUUUACAAAAAAUAUGCUUAUUGCAUUGUCCUCUGACCGCACUCUUUCUGUCCACAAGCUUGAAAUCAAGGAUGAAGGCCCUGUUGUUGUUCAGGAGAAAAUCAUCUCUAUUAAGACUUCAGCUAUGACUUUUGGUGUCACCCCUGAGGAGCUGGUUGUUGCCACAAAUGACAAAAACAUAAUCAUUUACAGCCUCACCACAUUUGAAUAUGUCAGGUCCAUGAAACUUUUCAACAAGGAUUUUGACCCACUUCAGGUGGACAACUUUGAGAUUCACGAUGGCCUGAUGUUCACCUCGUCUCCUGACAAAUGUAUCCGUUUAUUUCAAUUCAAAGAUGGAAAAUUGCUGAGCUCUCAAUGGGGCCAUUCCGAAACCAUCAUCGGUUUGCUAUUUGACAGCGAUUCGAAAACUGUUAUGACUGCAAGCCACGACGGAUGCAUGUUCGGCUGGACGCUCGGCAGUGGGGUCUCGGGCUCUGACUCCCUGUUUUCGUCGCCGCUUACAUCCAGCAACACUCAAGAUCCGGUCUCGCCGCCUAAGGUUGUGAGGAAGAUUGUUUCCAAACCGGAUCUGACCCCUAUGAGACCCAGCGUCCAGAACAAACCGUCCAAGUCGCCUUCCACAGUGCUGCCUGCUGCCAAACUGUCAGCCAACGACUCGCCAACCUUUACCCGCACUCCCUCUGUGCGCUCCUCUAAACAAGCUCGCUCCGCUUCCUCGCGCUCUGAUAUCUCACCCACUUCCAACGUCCGCUCUCGUUUGGCAGGGAUGAGACUGGACAAACCCAAGCCGGAGUCUGCAUCAGACAUAGCCGACAAAAUAGUGAUGGACUUGCGCAGGCUGCAAGCGAGACUCCUUGACGAGGAUGAGAUCGACCCUUCUGUGACCGACCGUCUGCGCGCUCAGUUGAACAAGACCAUGAAACUGCUUCCUGGCCAUGAUGAAACUCUCCUGGAUCAAUAUGGCUCAGUGUUGGUCAGCAAGCUGGUUGAUACCCUUCGGAAGGAGCGCGACAAGGAGAACAUGGAGAACGUAUAGCCGAUGUAUUAUUUUUCAAUGUUUCUCAAUGCCUUUUCCAUGCUUCUUCCUAUGGCUUCGUCUUUCUGUAGCUCUUGAUAAUGUAGCUGUUGGUCUUUGAGCCGGGCAAGUUGUUGAAUUCUCUCUAUUCUCAUUUUGUCCUCCACCAGUUCCUCCAGCGAGGGUGGCCUUAGCCGCGUAUAUCUAAGCCACUGCAGCCACUGGACAGGGAUGUUUUCGUAGUAGUCGACAAUGAAUUCCUGGGGUUUAUAUGGCUGGUAAAGUCUGCGGGGUCGUAUCCCCUUUUUGCGCUCGACAAAGAACUCCCAAUAUGUAUUCCCGGUCAGAUCAUAACCAACAAAAAACUUCUUUCUCAACGGAAUUGUUCUCAGAGACUUCCAUUUAUAAUACAAUUGUUUCCACAAGGGUAUCAAUUUGUUGAUUUGAUCCAUCGUGAAAUGGAAAUAAUUUACCCCAAAUUAUUUUUUUUAACUUAUCAGUUUGGCAUGUCAGAUGAGCACACUCAUUUGGACCAAAAUUUGGGCGAACUGACAAAACUGGUGCCUCAUCCAAUUACAUUGCAAAACAACUCCAACGAACAGCUGUUUGCUAACGAUUCGGUCUGGUGCUCAAACUGUACGAUUGCAGAGCCAACAAUAAUUCAAGGAAUAAACGGAGGGAAGUAUGCGUUGUGGACAAUCGAGUUCGAGACGGUGCGAGGUGCUCGGUUCAAGAUCCGCAAACGAUAUAACGAUUUUGACGAGCUGCGAAACAAGCUCGAAAAGUACACGGGAAAAACCGAACUGCCCAAGUUUCCUCCACGAUCCGGUCUGUUUCAGGACAGAUUCGAUCCUGCGUUUCUCGAGAGUCGCCGCAAAUCUCUGGAAUACUGGCUGAGCAGCGUGGUUCUGAAUCCAGCCAUCUGCUGUCGAAAAGAGGUGAAGGAGUUUGUUCUGGGCAAAAAAUUGAUCAGCGAAAACUAAUGGGGCCAGCAAGUACAUCCCCAUUACGCAUGCAACGAGCUGGCCACAGACGUUUG
Ogataea polymorpha is the source of this 3509-nucleotide messenger RNA. RefSeq lists its product as uncharacterized. The coding region runs from base 659 to 2491 and encodes 610 amino acids. The transcript has a single exon. Gene Ontology annotation, molecular function: protein binding. Gene Ontology annotation, cellular component: mitotic spindle. The record is from RefSeq and is a predicted model, not a curated record. Lineage: Eukaryota; Fungi; Ascomycota; Pichiomycetes; Pichiales; Pichiaceae. Gene Ontology annotation, biological process: regulation of mitotic cell cycle; mitotic spindle organization.